AGACGCCAGCAGUCAGCAGGCUGUUGGGGGUGUUCUCGGAGAGCGAUAGUCAGUAUAAAUGUUCAUCAUGAGCGGGGCACCGCUCAUUUGCUCUUGGAAGUACUUCGUUAUUAGCAUCCGCGACACUAACAUUUGAAAAAAGAGCCAUGUCCCCCGGUGACCCGAAUUUGGACGCCUGCGUGAUCCACGUGACGCCAGUGCGCAGUUCCUCAAGCGCCACGACUUCUGGUGCCCUUUCCAUGGACGGGGCUACAAGUACUACUGCAGCAACCACGAGCACGAGAAAAGACAACGGCGGGAAGGAUACUCGGCGACGCUUGUUUUUAUUACUCCUUCUUCUGUCUUUCGUCUUGCUCUUUCUGCUUGGUUCGGGCUUCGUAUGGCGUUACCCUCCGAGGCUGUGGUGCUUGCGGUGGUAUUUAAGUGGCUACACUUGGCGCUGGCCACCCUCCGCGGUGUUCACAGACGAUUUAUGUGCCCACAGAGAAGAUAAAAUAUAAUAUCAAUGUCUACUUCCGGUUGUAGUACAAAAAAAUUUUCCUUUUGGACCCAAAACGAACAUCAUUCUCUAAUCGUCGAGUAUCCUUUUGAGCCGCCGUGGACGAGUGUGUGCGACAUGCUUCGAGUGUUGUUCUGGCGCGCGCCUCGAAGCGUUCUCCACUUUAUCUUCUCGUCGCGGGUUGUGAAGGACGGCCUUGAAGGACUGUUGCUGUUCCCUCUACUGGGUGGAUCGUUUGUAACACUGGUCGACCGCGUGCCGCAGAAUGUGCCGACAACUUUGGAGAGCGUUCAUACGCGAGAAGCCGAUAGAAGAAUUACGGAAGAGAAGAACAUUUAUGACGAGAAUGGUCGCUUCGUGUACCGUUCGCAGAUUGGGAGGCAGUGCGCAGAAUUUUUUCAUCGCGCCGCUGAAAUGCAACCGUUGCCUGGAAGUGGUAAACAACUGGAUGACGGCUCUUGCGACGGCCGCUCUCCGGUCGUUUUGGUUUCUGCCUAUUUCGAAAUGGGCAGGCUGACACGUAACGCGUGCAAGUAUUUGUCGUUCAUGCGGCAGCUGCUGGGUGUGGAGCGUCACGUCGUGGUGUUCACGCAACCGAAGUUUGUGGAGGUAAUCCGCGAAAUCCGCACCGAGGCCCUUACAUCUAGUCGAAGUAGAAGAGGUAGUAACAGUGCUACAACAGCUUCUGCAUCAACAAGAACUGAUGAAUAUAAUGCAACUACUAGCACAACAAGCACGAGGACUGCUGCUGCCGCAAACGCUGCGGCAGCCCGCAGUACGACAUCUUCCCCUGCGGCACUUCAAAUUGUGGAGAUUACCUCCUGGAGCGAUUUUCCCUUGGCAGCGGAGUUUCGAGCGCAGAUGUACGAAAACGUCGUCCGCCCAGAACACGUUUUGGGCUUAGUUGCGCGUAAAGUUCUAGGCCUUUCACGAUACGGAAGCUGGCUAGAAGCUUUGGUUCCGGAGUAUGGGCUGCUGCAACACGCGAAAAUCGAGUUUGUACAUCGCGCAAUGGAGGUGGUGCCGGUCGAGCAGUUAAGGUCUUCGAAUUUCUAUUUAAUAACUUGGAAUUGGAGAAGCAUUUCAAUUCUUUUCCAAGUGUUUUUUCAGGACGGCGUUGGUCGUUAACAGGAUUCUCUAAUGCAAGCCUCCCAUUUUUUCUGGGUGGAUGCGGGUGCUCUGCAUGGAAAGAGUUCGCUGCCGCGCCACUGGUGUCCGCGGCGGGCAAUGAUGGGGGAGCCAACUUCGGGACAUCAGAGUAAAACUCUCAGGACUUCUGCGAAGAACAUGAGGAAUACAACAUCAUCAACCACAAAUAAAGGUGUUGCACAACUAGUACAGAGACAGGCAAGCGCAAAGACGAGCAAGAUGAAGAAGAAGAAGUCUAGUACUACCAGCAGUUACAGCACUAGUUCUUUGCUUUUUGAUAAAAGUAAUGGAACCUCCUCUACUCUUGCGCUUCUUCAUAGUAGAAAAACAAACGGCACAGCGACUGUGCUCACUCCUCUUACAACAGCAUCCUCUAUGCCCAUUUCAGUUCCACAACAAAAUGCCCACACGACACCUAAAACUCCGGCUAGCUACGACUCUUCUUUUUCGGCUUCGUCUCAUCUAGUUCAGUACCUGGCCUAUCGUCCUCGGAGGCUUGAGGCACAACAAGAACAUGCAGGAGAGGUACAAUUACUACAUGGAACUUCCAGUUCCACGACUGUUACCACGAUCGCCAGUCCGCGGCCACGCCAACUAGUAACACUUCUUGCUGAUCAAGACAACUUCCUGAAGCAACUUCUGACUGCAUUGGAUACAAGUGGUGAACUCUCUUCCAAGCUACACAAGGAGACACCACUGGCGCACCCUCUGUUCAUUAAACAUUUGAAAAAGCGUUUGCAACACGGUGACUUUACUGUGAAUCCAGACAACUUUUUCCAUACUGGCAACGAGAUGGAAGCGAUGGUAGUAGCACCAGGACAAUACUCUUUGUCGAACAGAAAUAAAACAAAAACUACAACAAUUGCAACGUGGUCACCCUCUGCGUCUUCUUCUCUGAUUCAGAAUAUUAGUCGUUCUGCGCGUGAACGCGCAGAGGCUCGGUAUUGGGAGUUUGUGCAGCAUAUUGAGAGGCCCAUUGGCACGUUUUGGGGAGGACCUCGCGAGGCAUUGCAUAUUUUUCGCAAUAGGUACCUCGAUUUGCUGAGGGAACUGACUUUUGAAAUUGAGAAGGGGGGUGAUGUUGAUUUGAAUUCAUUGUCACUAUGUAUUUGUUUGCUUCUGCAUAGUCAUAGAGGCGUCUUUCAGUUUUGUUCCCCACUAGGAGAAUUCUGAAAGAUCCAGGUUUCCCCUUAGAAAAUGCAUGUAGUAAAACUUCUUUAUGAGAAUGAAUAUGCUUAAAUGCACAAAUCGACAAUUAUACUUGCACAAGCUCUAACAAAAAGGGUCGCACCGACGACGACCAGAGCUUGUUGUGGCUAUUGUGGUUGCGCCAUCCCGACUCGUUCCAGAUCCUGUCAGGCAGUUGGCACGGCGUGGGUAGCCUACUGGAUUAAGCUGCUACCGCUAUUGUUGUUCGACCAAAAAAUUGGAAGUUGGAUAUCUACUAGUUGGAAAUGGAGUUUCAUGUACUUCUUUUUGAUUAAUAGUAUGUGGUUGAUGUUGAUGAAAGAUCUUCCUGUAGUUGUUCUUGAACUGUGGUAUUGUGUCAUGCCUGAUUUUGGGAUUUUUGUUCAUAGCAUGCUGUGUCUGUACCUAAGUUGGAUUUGGUCAAGGUUUCUGCAUAUCAAAAUGAACGAUAUUAUUAUAAACGCCAUAGCAAGGAGCAUAAAAACACUAAGUAACACAAUCUACACUACGACCUUGCGGGCUAUUCGCUCUUGUGCUUCUCUGGGGGAAACAGGCAUAGAGAAAAACGAGUCCCGGAAAGAUUAGUCUCAGAAUUAGCAGUCUCCUAGUAGCUACGUUUCUACUAAACUAGCGCUAGAGAUAAAGUUGUUGGUAUGCUCACUGUUACCUAGCGAGGCUGUAAAAGUUUCAGGUGAAAUAAGGCUUAGGGUUAUAAUAGGGAUAAGCAUACUGAGUUCCCUUUUCAUCUGUCGUUUUAUUUCACCUUUUUGUCAUACUCUCUCAUUUACAAGUCAUACUCAACAAUUUUUAUUAUAGCGAAUGUACUUACGAGUUACCCUCAACGGCUUUGAAUAAUCGAAUGUACCUACGAGCAACACUCACUCAACAGUUUUGAAUUUGCCUACUGAAUAUUAAUGUAGUAGUACUGCAACUACAAUUUUGAUGAGGCCUCUUGUUCUUCGUGUGGCGUUAAUGCGCCUUCCAAGUUACAGUAGUAGUUAUAGGGACAACUGUGGGAGGGGGGCGCAGGGAAUUCGAGGAGAAGGAUAGAUUUGUAUCUCCCUCCAAUGGGCUCGCCCCUCUUCAGUCCUCGGACUUUCUUAGUUUCAAGAUUCAAAGGAUUUGACUGAAAUCAUGCUUAUACAUAGAUGCUGUACCGUCUUGUGUGUGUUUCAACUCGAAUUCUUAGCCUGCAAUAGUACAACAAUACGUCAU
Molecule: messenger RNA, 4051 nt
Organism: Amoebophrya sp. A25
Lineage: Eukaryota; Dinophyceae; Syndiniales; Amoebophryaceae
Source: the annotation of a GenBank genome assembly